Anthostomella pinea is the source of this 381-nucleotide messenger RNA. The record is from the annotation of a GenBank genome assembly. Lineage: Eukaryota; Fungi; Ascomycota; Sordariomycetes; Xylariales; Xylariaceae.
AUGGCCGCAUUCGCCGCCACUGCCUCCGCAUCCGCCCUCCCGGACGUACCCGGGCUGCCCAUCGCCGCCCGGUACAGCGCCCCGAAGGUGAACGAGUAUGUCAAUGACAACUGCACCGAUGACUCCGGCGGCAACGCUCCUCAGUAUCCGCACAGACCGCCGCUCCAGGCUUGUGUCGAGAUCAGCAGCGACGAGGACACCAAAGGGGUCUGGGUCUCCAAGGGCUCGACUCCAGCCACAGGAGGGAAGGGGGCAGCCUACUCGGAGCACGGAUGCAACGGCAACAGCUUCGAUAUCCUCAGUUUGAACGACCAGUGCGUCAAGACACAGGUGAAGCGCUUCGACGGCUUCGAUUCGAUUAAGAGCAUCAAGUACACGUAA